AAUAUUUAAAAAAAGAAAAACAAGUUAAUCGUCAUCUUUUUGGGUGGCCGGUUGGUGAUACUGAUGCCUGACGCCAUUGCCAGCUUUUGCUUUCUAGUUUUUUCACCGUUCCUCCAAACCCUACUUCUUCAACUCUCUCUCUCUCUCUCUCACACACACACACAUACACACAUUUCUUCUGCAAUUGUCCUUCAAUCCGUACUUGUUCAAAAUCGUGUAUUGUAAUUUGAAUUUUGAACGAAAUUGUUGGAGAAAAUGGCGAGCAAUAUCGGAAUGAUGGACAGUGCGUAUUUCGUCGGGAGAAACGAGCUUCUCUCAUGGAUCAAUGCUAGACUUCAACUCAAUCUCUCUCGUAUCGAAGAAGCUGCUUCAGGUGCUGUGCAGUGUCAGAUGAUGGAUAUGACAUAUCCAGGGACUGUUCCUAUGCACAAGGUUAACUUUGAUGCAAGGACAGAAUAUGAUAUGAUCCAAAACUACAAAGUGCUGCAAGAUGUAUUUAACAAACUCAAAAUUGAUAAGCAUAUUGAAGUAAAUAGGCUAGUGAAGGGUCGACCGUUGGACAACUUGGAGUUUCUGCAAUGGUUGAAGCGAUAUUGUGACUCUGUAAAUGGUGGCAUCAUGAAUGAGAAUUAUAAUCCUGUGGAACGUCGAAGUAAGGUAUGUAAAGAACGUGGUGUAAAAGCAUCUCAGAAGAAUUCAAAAUCUCUGCAAACAAACAACGCCCAGAAUCCUGGUUCAGGGGACAAAUUGAACAUUCCCAAAAUGUCAGGGACUAAGCAAAAACCAAGUGCAGUAGCAAUUGAGUCUGAUUGUUCAGAGGAAAUCCAAGCUUUGUCAAAUGAGAUUACCGAGCUGAAGGUAUCUGUGGAUCUUUUAGAGAAAGAAAGAGAUUACUAUUUUGCAAAAUUACGGGAUAUCGAGAUCCUUUGUCAGGCUCCCGAACUAGAACAUAUUCCGAUGGUUGUGGCAGUUAAGAAGGUCCUUUAUGCUGCGGAUGAGGAGUCUGCACUUGCUGAGGCUCAACAAAUUAUAGCUGCCAAUCAAUGAAUGAGAGUUGACCAAAAGUGAAACAUGAUGGUGAUGAUGAUGGAGAAAAUCUUCAUGUCAUUUAAUUUCAUAUGUAAGAUUAAGUUAUCAAAGUGUCCAUGUCUGAUUACAGGUAAUGUAGAUUAUGUUGUGUUGGAGUUUAAUGGUCUUGGUUAAACGUUUCACACUACUUUUCCUAACUUGUGCCAAGUGUGCACUGUUGUUUAGUUGUAACUUUCGAGUUUUGUUUUUCUGUCCUUUCAUCCUUAUUUCAAUUUUAUUGGUUU
Molecule: messenger RNA, 1313 nt
Organism: Helianthus annuus (common sunflower)
Lineage: Eukaryota; Viridiplantae; Streptophyta; Magnoliopsida; Asterales; Asteraceae
Product: microtubule-associated protein RP/EB family member 1A
Exons: 8
Coding region: 256-1047 (263 amino acids)
Biological process (GO): spindle assembly; regulation of microtubule polymerization or depolymerization; thigmotropism
Cellular component (GO): cytoplasmic microtubule; microtubule organizing center; microtubule plus-end
Molecular function (GO): microtubule plus-end binding
Source: RefSeq, a predicted model, not a curated record